UGGAAAAAAAUGCCAAAAUAAAAAAUCUAAUUUCCCUAAAACCUAUACUAGCGCCUAAUUACUAGUGCCUAAUUACUAGCCCCUUUGUCUCUAUUUUCCCACCACCAUGGCCACUGCCACUGCCGCCGUCGGCGCCAUGAACAAGCCCCAUAUUUCAUCACCCGUCGACAAACCCUUUUGCUCCCCAUCUCAAAGGCUUCUAUCUUUAUCCACUAAAACCCUCCCUAAACCCUACAACCACCACAGAACUCUCACCACAUGCACCUCCAAAAACCCAUUAACCGACGUCAUUUAUUCGGGUCAAACCGACCUGGAUGGACAUUCAUUUGGGUCAUAUUUCGAUGCUGACGAUAAACCUCGUGAAGAGUGCGGCGUUGUGGGUAUUUAUGGUGACUCUGAAGCUUCUCGUGUUUUCCAUUAGCACUUCAUGAUCUUCAACUUCGUGGUCAAAAAGGCAUUGGAAUUGUAUGCGUUAAUGAUAACGUGCAUAAGUCGAUUACUGGUGUUGGAUUGGUUUCUGAUGUGUUUAGCGAGUCGAAACUUGAUCAAUUACCGGGUGAUUUGGCUAUUGGUCAUGGAAGGUAUUCUACUGCUGGUGCAUCUAUGUUGAAGAAUGUUCAACCUUUCGUUGCUAGUUAUAGAUUUGGGUCAGUUGGUGUUGCUCAUAAUGGGAAUUUAGUGAAUUAUAAACAACUUCAUGGUGAAUUGGAAGAGAAUGGGUCGAUAUUUAAUAUGAGUUCUGAUACUGAAGUGGUUCUUCACCUUAUUUCUAUAUCGAAAGCAAGGCCUUUUCUUUUGAGGAUUGUUGAUGCUUGUGAAAAGAUUGAUGGUGCUUAUUCUAUGGUGUUUGCUACUGAGGAUAAGUUGGUUGCUGUUAGGGAUCCUUAUGGUUUUAGGCCAUUGGUUAUGGGUAAGAGAAGUAAUGGUGCUAUUGUUUUCACCUCCGAGACGUAUGCUUUGGAUUUGAUUGAGGCUACUUAUGAAAGGGUGGUACUUCCUGGUUUGGGUGGUGUGGCAUUGUUGUCAUUUAAAGCUGCAUGGUUUCCCAAGAACAUAGAACAUCCUUAUGGACAUGGUAAAUUUGAGACUCUUGGAGCUCUUGGAAUUUCUGGUGUGCUGUUGGCUACGGUUGGAGGUAUUGGAUGGCAUGCUUCA
Molecule: messenger RNA, 1155 nt
Organism: Capsicum annuum
Lineage: Eukaryota; Viridiplantae; Streptophyta; Magnoliopsida; Solanales; Solanaceae
Product: amidophosphoribosyltransferase 1, chloroplastic-like
Exons: 3
Biological process (GO): purine nucleotide biosynthetic process; monoatomic cation transport; transmembrane transport
Cellular component (GO): cytoplasm; membrane
Molecular function (GO): amidophosphoribosyltransferase activity; monoatomic cation transmembrane transporter activity
Source: RefSeq, a predicted model, not a curated record